Molecule: messenger RNA, 2946 nt
Organism: Ylistrum balloti
Lineage: Eukaryota; Metazoa; Mollusca; Bivalvia; Pectinida; Pectinidae
Exons: 8
Coding region: 1-2946 (981 amino acids)
Source: RefSeq, a predicted model, not a curated record
AUGGAGACAAAACCUGGCGAUGGAGACAAGAAACCAACACGAAGACAAAACCUGGCGAUGGAGACAAGAAACCAACACGGAGACAAAACCUGGCGACGGAGACAAGAAACCAACACGGAGACAAAACAUUGUGAUGGAGACAAGAAACCAACACGGAGACAAAACAUUUCCAGUACCACUCAGCACAGUCCAGCACUACUCAGUACAGCCCAGUACUACCCGACAAAGCCCAGAACUACUCAGCAUAGUCCAAUACUACUCAUAACAGUCCAGUACCACUCAGCACAGUCUAGUACUGCUCAGUACAGCCCAGUACUACCUGGUACAGUCCAGUACUACUCGGCACAGUCCAGUACUACUCAGUACAGCCCAGUACUAGUCAGUACAGCCCAGUACUACUCCGCACAGCCCAGUACUAUCCGGCACAGUCCAGUAUUACUCCGCACAGCCCAGUACUACUCAGUACAGUCCAGUACCAUCCGGCACAGUCCAGUAUUACUCCGCACAGCCCUGUACUACUCAGUACAGCCCAGUACUACUCAGCACAGUCCAGUACUACUCAACACAGUCCAGUACUACUCAGUACAGUCCAGUUCUACUCAGCAGUCCAGUACUAUUCAGCACAGUCCAGUAGUACUCAGUACAGUCCAGUACCACUCAGUACAGUCCAGUACUACUCAGUACAGCCCAGUACUACUCAGUACAGGCCAGUGCUACUCAGCAGUCAAGUACUACUCAGCACAGUCCAGUAGUACUCAGAACAGUCCAGUACUACUCAGCACAGUCCAGUACUACUCAGCACAGCCCAUUACUACUCAGCACAGUCUAGUACUACUCAGCACAGUCCACCCAGUACUACUCAGCACAGCCCAGUACUAUCCGGCACAGUCCAGUAUUACUCCGCACAGCCCAGUACUACUCAGUACAGUCCAGUACUAUCCGGCACAGUCCAGUAUUACUCCGCACAGCCCAGUACUACUCAGUACAGCCCAGUACUAUCCGGCACAGUCCAGUACUACUCAGCACAGUCCAGUACUACUCAGUACAGCCCAGUACUAUCCGGCACAGUCCAUCCAGUACCACUCAGCACAGUCUAGUACUGCUCAGUACAGCCCAGUACUACCUGGUACAGUCCAGUACUACUCGGCACAGUCCAGUACUACUCAGUACAGCCCAGUACUACUCAGCACAGCCCAGUACUAUCCGGCACAGUCCAGUAUUACUCCGCACAGCCCAGUACUACUCAGUACAGUCCAGUACUAUCCGGCACAGUCCAGUAUUACUCCGCACAGCCCAGUACAACUCAGUACAGCCCAGUACUACUCCGCACAGCCCAGUACUACUCCGCACAGUGUAGUACUACUCAACACAGCCCAGUUCUACUCAGCACAGUCCAUCCAGUACCACUCAGCACAGUCUAGUACUGCUCAGUACAGCCCAGUACUACCUGGUACAGUCCAGUACUACUCGGCACAGUCCAGUACUACUCCGUACAGCCCAGUACUACUCAGUACAGCCCAGUACUACUCAGCACAGCCCAGUACUAUCCGGCACAGUCCAGUAUUACUCCGCAAAGCCCAGUACUACUCAGUACAGUCCAGUACUAUCCGGCACAGUCCAGUAUUACUCCGCACAGCCCAGUACAACUCAGUACAGCCCAUCGAGUACUACUCAGCACAGUCCAGUAUUACUCAGCACAGUCCAGUACUACUCAGUUCAGUCCAGUUCUACUCAGCAGUCAAGUACUACUCAGCACAGUCCAGCACUACUCAGCAUAGUCCAGUUGUACUCAGAACAGUCCAGUACUACUCAGUACAGUACAGUAGUACUCACUACAGUCCAGUACAGCCCAGUACUACUCAGCAGUCAAGUACUACUCAGCACAGUCAAGUAGUACUCAGCACAGUUCAGUACCACUCAGCACAGUCCAGUACUACUCAGCACAGUCUUAUACUACUCAGUACAGUCAAGUACUACUCAGUACAGUCUUAUACUACUCAGUACAUUCAAGUACUACUCAGCACAGUCCAGUACUACUCAGCACAGUCAAGUACUACUCAGUACAGUCAAGUACUACUCAGUACAGUCCAGAACCACUCAGCACAGUCCAGUACUACUCAGCACAGUCUUAUACUACUCAGUACAGUCAAGUACUACUCAGUACAGUCCAGUACCACUCAGCACAGUCCAGUACUACUCAGUACAGUCCAGUACUACCCGGCACAGCCCAGUACUACUCAGUACAGCAGUCCAGUACUACUCAGCACCGCCCAUUACUACUCAGCACAGUCUAGUACUUUUCGGCACAGUCCAGUAGUACUCAGCACAGUCCAGUACUACUCCACCCAGUACUACUCAGUACAGCCCAGUACUAGUCAGCACAGUCCAGUACUACUCAGCAGUCAAGUACUACUCAGCACAGUCCAGUACUACUCAGUACAGUCCAGUACUACUCAGCAGUCAAGUACUACUCAGUACAGUCCAGUACUACUCAGCAGUCAAGUACUACUCAGCACAGUCCAGUACUACUCAGCAGUCAAGUACUACUCAGUACAGUCCAGUACCACUCAGCACAGUCCAGUACUACUCAGUACAGUCCAGUACUACCCGGCACAGCCCAGUACUACUCAGCACAGUUCAGUACUACCCGCCACAGCCCAGUACUACUCAGCACAGUCCAGUAGUACUCAGCACAGUCAAGUACUACUCAGUACAUUCCUGUACUACUCAGCACAGUCCAUCCAGUAUUACUCCGCACAGUCCAGUAGUACUCAGCACAGUCAAGUAGUACUCAGCACAGUCCAGUACUACUCAGCACAGUCCAGUACUACUCAGCAGUCAAGUACUACUCAGCACCGUCCAGUAGUACUCAGUAUAGCCCAGUACUACCCGGCACAGCCCAUUACUACUCAGCACAGUCAAGUACUACUUGGCAAAAUUGGUUAG